UCCGCGUGGUUCAGGGCGAGGCUGACGCAGAAGCCACGCGCCGCCGUCCAUCCCCCACAAGCCCUUGCAGGGCCCCCGGCAGCACCGCCGGACAAAAUGGCUGGAGCGGGUGGCGACGGCGAAGCCGUGGCUCCCAGGACGGAGAUCGUAAACAUGAAUGAUACACUACGAAGAAACAGGCAAGAAACUCUGAAUGAACUAAAUAUAUUUUUAGAAGAAAAUGAAGAAGAAGUUUCUUUAGAAGAACUUGAAGAAGACUUUGACAUUCUUGAGGAGGAAGAAAUAGAAACUAUAAGUGAAGAUGGUAGUUCAAAAGAAGCACAUGAUAACAUAAGACCGUCUCAAAAAGUAUCCCUCAGGAGUAUCUCAUCAAUGACAGAUCAAGAGAGGCUUGAUAUGAGGAUUAAGAAGUUUGGUAUAAUUACAAAUGAAGAAUUCAGAAAGUCACCAGGAACUUCUUGCUUUGGACUCAGUAUGUCAACUGAUAAAGAGAAUACUGAUAUGUUUUGGCUACCCGGUUAUCAACCUCUGCCACUUGACUCUCUACCUCCGUGUAAACUCCUGAUUGGCACUACAUGGUGCACUACUGUCUCACGAGGUUGGGCAGCAGCAGGAAGUGCAGCUCCUGUCAGCCCCACGGUCACAAGCAGAUUCAGCCCAUACUCCACAGUGUGCUGGGCUUCUGGCAUUUUGAGAAUACAGUCUGUUGGACCUGCCAGUAGAUAGUUGCCAGGUAGAAUAGCUAUCCUGAGAACACCAGUUUGGUUCCAAGGGUGGAAGGUUUUAAACCUCAUACAGAUUAAGCUUUCCCCGUGCAAAAGAAUUGCAGAAGCACAGAGAUUUCAGCUGCCUGCUUGAAUAGUGGGGGAGGAGGAGAUUGCCGAGCUGCCCCCAGAAACGCUGUGAGGUACCUGUGGCCAAUGUGGCGUGUUUUCAAGAUGAGAGAACUGAAAUGUGGAAGGAACGAAGUGGCUUUAUUGAAGCUUCCAGAACUACUGAAGAUCUGAGACGAGACUAGGAUUCUGCCUUCCAGGACAGUGACAGGAGAAUGAUGACACAAACCUCAUGGUCGUGGUAUCUCUGGGAAUCUGGUUUGCGCGGUGGAUAUAGAGAACUGGCGGUUGACUGAAGGGAGAUGAAGACGUGAAGAGCACUCAGGAAGGGGCGAGCCGGGGCACUCAGUUGAAGGUGAGAAUCAGAGUCAGGCUUUCCAGAAAAUCCCAGUACAAGACUUGUGUGUGUGUGUGUGUGUGUGUGUGUGUGUAUGUUUUGUAAUACCUAAUCAACAGCAUUUGGAGGUGGAAAAUGGGAAAGGGCUUGAGUAUGCUACUUAAGAAAUAUUUCAGAAAAUUAAAAUGGCAGAGGUGGGGAAUGUUAGUAACCAGGUGAAGGACAGAACAACUGAUUCCAAAAACAUAUUUGAGUCUGAUACAGGGUGUAUAAACUCAUAAAAGCUAAGAAGGAAAACAUGAAGGCUGUUUGAAUAUCAAUAAGUUAUCCCUUUUAAGCAAAAUUGAGUUUUUGUUAACCAGAUAAAAUAGCUUUAAAAUCAGUGUAAGUUCCCGAGCCUUUACCUGAUCUAAUUUUGUAUGUUAUAAAUACUUUUAUUUUACAACUCCAUAUGUAUAAACAGGUCCAAGAAUUGAGAAGCCUUUACAUUGUAAUAAUCCCACCUUUGUGAACUAAAGCAAGUCAAAGGCCAGUUUCAUCAACUAUGAAAUAAAGAGAUAAUGCCAAAUGUCUUCUAAGCUCUACCCCAACUUUCAAGCUCAAUUAUUCUAUGAAAAUUUUACUUAAUGCUUUCUCAAGCCCUGGUUGAAGUUGGUAAA
This is a messenger RNA of Oryctolagus cuniculus (rabbit), 1829 nucleotides long. The record is from RefSeq and is a predicted model, not a curated record. NCBI's taxonomy places the organism in Eukaryota, Metazoa, Chordata, Mammalia, Lagomorpha, Leporidae.